CUCUUCCUGACAGAUUGCUUCGUGCUACCGUCCACAGUCAAUCCCUUGACGUCCUGUCCAUGGACUCUCCGGUCCUGAAUCAGCUGCUGAGGCAGUUGUUCCGACACCCCGCCUGUCAAUCCUUCAAAUCCUCGCCCGCCCUCUCCGCGCGCCGACCGGGUUGCGUGCGCCUGUCCCCUUCAUCUUAUUCACACCACCGUCAACAGUGUCGACAUUUCUUCUUCAAGAAGCUACAGGCUGCAACCGUUAGCGUUAAGAAACCUUCCAAUGAUGGCACGAUCUGGAACGAUCGUCGCUUUAUCAACAGAGACAUAUCGGAGGAACUUGAACGAUUUCCGAUGGUCACGGCCAAAGAACUCCGCCAUCACCGCGAGCGGCCGCGGCAGGUGAAGAUGUGGGGACGGGAAUUUAUCGAUGACAGUCUGUACAAUUACCACUAUGGCUAUUUCUCCCACCAUGCUACCAUUUUCAGCCCGGGAGAGCCCUUUGUCUUCAACGAAAUCGCCGACGGGCCCACGUUUCAUAAGAUGCUGCAGGAGCGAUAUACCGAGUUGGAGGACCGCCUAGACGAAAUUGAGCCCGACGUCGCCCGUCAGCUUUGGCAUACCCCGACCGAACUCUUUCAGCCUUACUACGGGGAGACGAUUGCGCGGUACUUGGUGUCAAACUACAAGCUGACGUCGUACCCCUACCACGACCUGAUCAUCUACGAGAUGGGCGCCGGCAAUGGAACGAUGAUGAGGAAUGUGUUGGACUACAUCCGCGACGCGGACUACGAGGUCUACCAACGAACCAAGUAUAAGAUCAUCGAGAUCUCGCCGGCUCUGGCGACUUUGCAGAUGAAGAAUCUGGUCGAAUCGGCUGAGUCGGCUGGGCACCAGGACCGCCUCGAGAUCAUCAACCGGUCGAUUUUCGAUUGGAACACCUAUGUGCAUUCGCCGUGCUACUUCCUUGCCCUCGAGGUCUUUGACAACUUUUCCCACGACAUCAUCCGCUACAACCUCAAGACGGAGCAGCCCCAGCAAGGAGGUGUCUUGAUCGAUGCCGACGGCGAGUUCCACGAAUGGUACCGGUCAAACCUGGAUCCGGUCGCCGCUCGCUUCCUGCGUGUGCGACAGGCUGCUGCCCGGCGCCCGUUUCCUUCGCCGCUGGGCUCGAAGUACAGGCGGGCGCUACGCCCGUAUCUGCUUGCCGACAACCAAUACUCACUGCCGGAGUAUAUCCCGACGCGGCUCAUGCAGUUCUUCGAUAUCCUCAACAACUAUUUCCCGGGUCACCGUUUAGUGGCCAGUGACUUUAGCACCCUCCCCGACACGGUUCGCGGGCUGAAUGCGCCUGUGGUGCAGACCCGGUACGAGCGGCGUACCAUCCCUGUGACGACCCCCUAUGUCCAACAAGGAUACUUCGAUAUCUUCUUCCCGACAGACUUUAAUGUGAUUGAGGACAUGUACCGGGCGAUCACCGGCAAGUUGACGCAGGUGGUGAGCCACGAGGACUUCAUGCAGCGCUGGGCGUAUAUUGGAGACACGGAGACGAAGAACGGCGAGAAUCCGAUGCUGACGUGGUACAAGAACGCCAGCAUGAUGAUGACCGUGUGAGUGGUUCUUGGGUAAAGAAAGGAUUGUAAGAUAGAGGCGAUACCAAGCAUGAAACUACUAUCUUAUCUGGGGGAAUUAUCCGGAUCUUCGGCAUUGUACGGAGGGAGAUAGGUCGAAUGCGUUCAUGAUUGGCAGUGUAUUUGAGGGGGAUAUUCUGACAAAUGUACAGGAAUGGAGAUAAUGAAUCCCUAGCAGCCAUUGACUAUUCGAGUAGUAGAAGGUUAUCUCUUCU
Molecule: messenger RNA, 1830 nt
Organism: Aspergillus saccharolyticus JOP 1030-1
Lineage: Eukaryota; Fungi; Ascomycota; Eurotiomycetes; Eurotiales; Aspergillaceae
Product: class I SAM-dependent methyltransferase
Exons: 3
Coding region: 60-1598 (512 amino acids)
Cellular component (GO): mitochondrion
Molecular function (GO): protein-arginine omega-N symmetric methyltransferase activity
Source: RefSeq, a predicted model, not a curated record